AGUAUCAUACAAAGGAUGGAGUCACAACUCAAGGUUUUGAUGUUCGUGCAUGGUGCAUGUACAUCAGUAAUUAUUAUUGUAACAGUAUUUUCUCCAGCGAACACAGCCAACAUCUUAGCUGUGUUUCCUCAUCAAGGCUUUAGUCACAAUGUUGUUUACCAGCCAUACAUCCUAGAACUUGCCAACCGAGGACACAACAUCACUAUUAUUACUAACUAUCCGCUAGAACAUCCAAACAUAAAUAAUAUAUCAAUUAGAGGAUCAAUGCCUAUUUCCAAUAACAAAAAAAAUAUCAGCCAUAUAGAAGGCAAAUUUAUGAAUGAAAUACAAAGUUCAAUAAGUACAAUUUGGAAUUUUCAUUAUCGUGGAAAAAUAUAUGAAGCUAUGUUUACGGUAGAUGGUGUGAAGAAAUUAUUAAACAGUCCUUCUAAAUUUGAUUUACUCAUUACAGAACAUUUCAAUAAUGAAUUGUUUUUGGGUUUUGCAUUUAAGUUCAACUUACCUUUUAUACUACUGAGUUCUUGCAACAUGUUACCCUGGAAUCAGCAUGCGAUUGGACAGCCAUAUUCGUUAGCCAAUAUACCUUCAACAUUAACUGGCCUAGGCACAAAAAUGAACUUUUAUAACAGAGCUAUGAAUACAAUUUCUCAUAUAGUACAACUACUUGGUUAUAAACUGUUUCGUCGGACAAGAGACGAAGCAAUCAUCAAACAAAAACUUGACAUUGAAGUUUCAUUGGACCAAUUAAUUUUGAAUGCUAGUUUGAUUAUGGUUAACACUCAUUUCACAAUGUUGGAAUCUAAACCGCUAGUACCAGCUGCUGUGGAAGUCGGUGGGAUACACAUAACGCCAAUCAAACCUUUGCCUGUAGACAUCCAGAAAUAUAUUGACGAAGCUGAGAAUGGAGUCAUCUAUUUCUGCAUGGGCAGUUUAUUGCUGGGCGAAUCUUUUUCGGCCGAAAAAAGACAAAUGUUCUUGAAUGUAUUCGAUAAAAUUCCACAACGAAUUCUGUGGAAAUGGGAAGGAGAACUCCCCGGAAAACCCUCCAAUGUAAUGAUUCAAAAAUGGAUGCCACAACGAGAUAUUUUAGCGCAUCCUAAUGUCAAACUAUUUAUAUCUCAUGGUGGCUUAUUAGGAACUACCGAAGCCGUGCAUGAAGGUGUUCCAAUUUUAUCAAUGCCAAUGUUCGGUGAUCAAGUAACAAACAUCAAAGCUAUUGUAAGAAGAGGAGCUGCAGAGAUGAUGAAUUACGGAGAUUUGAACGAAGAUGAAAUUUUUGUAAAAAUAACAUCGAUGCUCACAAAUCCUAUAUACAAACAAAAGGCUAAAGAGUUAUCAGAAGCUUUUCGUGAUCGACCUAUGCCUGCUUUGGAAACUGCAGUGUAUUGGACAGAAUAUGUCAUCCGAUACAAAGGGGCGCCGCUGCUUCGGUCUGCCACCGUCGGUACGCCAUGGUAUCAAUACUAUUUAAUCGAUGUACUGUUUGUAAUUUUCUUAUUUGUAACAACAAUUGUUGUAUUACUCUACUGUUUAAUUUUCAAAGUUCUUUUAAGAUUGUUGAAUAGAAAAUCUAAAGAGAAACAAUCUUAGUAAUAAUACUUAUGUUUAAUAAAAAUACUAUAAUACUAAAUAGUGAUUACCUUAUUAUAAGUGUGAGGUACAUAAUAUAUUAAUAUGGUACUGCGUAUAGCCACGGUAUUUUGGAUAUCGUGGAUAGAAUGACGUAUAAAACUAAUAAGGUAUAUGAAGUAUACAUUUAAUCAAUACUGAUACCUAUACAUUUAUUUAAAUGUUUACAUCUCGUUUAAAUACAAAUAAAAAAAAUAAAUACAAUUUUUACAUAUUGA
Myzus persicae (green peach aphid) is the source of this 1847-nucleotide messenger RNA. Its product is annotated as UDP-glucuronosyltransferase 2B15-like. The transcript has 5 exons. The coding region runs from base 16 to 1590 and encodes 524 amino acids. Gene Ontology annotation, molecular function: UDP-glycosyltransferase activity. The record is from RefSeq and is a predicted model, not a curated record. NCBI's taxonomy places the organism in Eukaryota, Metazoa, Arthropoda, Insecta, Hemiptera, Aphididae.